AUUUCCGAUAAGCUUUUACAUCCGGCCUUCCAAGGAGGAAAUUACACCAAACGAACGGAUCAGAGUUUUUUAGAAGUUGUUGUUUUAGUUCCGGAAAGAUGAAUUGCGGGGUUGAGGUGGCAGAUCAGCAGCAGAAAGUGAACAAAGGGAUAGCGGAGUUCUACGACGAGUCUUCCGGGACGUGGGAGGACCUAUGGGGAGACCAUAUCCACCACGGCUUCUACGACCCGCACCCGCACGCGUCCGACCACCGCGCCGCUCAGAUUCGUAUGAUCGAAGAGGUCCUCCGUUUCGCCUCCGUUUCCGAGGAUCCAGAGAAGAAACCAAAGAAGAUAGUAGAUGUUGGAUGUGGUAUUGAAGGCAGUUGUACUUACUUAGCCAGGAAAUAUUGUGCUAGGUGUGAGGGCAUCACUCUAAGCCCUAAGCAAGUAAAGAGGGCUCAAGCUCUGGCUGCUGCCCAGGGAUUGGGGGAAAAGGUUUGUUUUCAAGUUGCAGAUGCGCUGAAUCAGCCUUUUCCAGAUGGAGAAUUCGAUUUGGUGUGGUGCAUGGAGACCGCAGAACACAUUCCAGACAAGGCAAAGCUUGUUUCGGAGCUGGCACGAGUGGCAGCCCCAGGUGGCAGAAUCGUCAUAGUUACAUGGUGCCACAGGGAUACACAACACUCUAAUUUGCACCCACAAGAGAAACAGCUCUUAAACAAGAUACGCAAUGCUGUUUGUCUUUCACCAUGGUCUUCUGCUUCUCAUUAUGUAAACCUACUUCAAUCCAACUCUCUUCAGGACAUCAAGGUGGCGGAUUGGUCUGAAAACGCUGCCCCGUCCUGGCCAGCAUUAAGAAAAUCAGCAUUGUCAUGGAAAGGCAUUACAUCACUGCUAACAAGUGGAUGGAAAACAUUAAGUGGAACUCUGGCACUGCAGCGGAUGGUUAUUGAAGGAUACAAGAAAGGUGUGAUCAAAUAUGCCGUCAUUACCUGCCGGAAAUCUCAUCAACUUUAAUUUGAUGAGGCCACCCAUGAAAUUAAUUUGGGUUUAUAAUAAGGUUGUCCAUCAUUAAAUUAAAUAUAAUGUUGUCAACUUAAUUAGCUUUUAAGUUUUCUGCCGGGAUUAAUUAUUCCUUAUUCCUCAAAAGAUCUGAUCUACAGAUCAAUCCAUAAUCAUCCUCCUUCCCAAUCAUUAUACAAUGGAGGCGAACUAGGGUUCACACUGCACUAUGGACUCUGAUUCAUGUAUUUGUGUUUUUGUGUUAUGACUUUUUGUGUCUAUGCAUUAUGAAAUUCUGUAUCUUAUGAGUAUGAAUUAUGUACUUGGAACAAAUUAAUAAUUAUGUCUUAUGUUAUGAAUU
Molecule: messenger RNA, 1341 nt
Organism: Ipomoea triloba (trilobed morning glory)
Lineage: Eukaryota; Viridiplantae; Streptophyta; Magnoliopsida; Solanales; Convolvulaceae
Product: probable tocopherol O-methyltransferase, chloroplastic
Exons: 6
Coding region: 99-995 (298 amino acids)
Biological process (GO): methylation
Molecular function (GO): S-adenosylmethionine-dependent methyltransferase activity
Source: RefSeq, a predicted model, not a curated record